Molecule: messenger RNA, 3885 nt
Organism: Patiria miniata (bat star)
Lineage: Eukaryota; Metazoa; Echinodermata; Asteroidea; Valvatida; Asterinidae
Product: cell surface glycoprotein 1-like
Exons: 10
Coding region: 274-3885 (1203 amino acids)
Molecular function (GO): protein binding
Source: RefSeq, a predicted model, not a curated record
UUGCCAGCAGCAGCUGUGGCUGUUUAUUAGCGUGUUACAUAAUUCUUUCUCCCUGGUUCCUGUCUGAUGCUUAUCUCUCCCGGCAUCCCAUCUUGCCUCGCCUGGGGUUCGAAAGUCCUUGGUUGAUCCCCCGACCUGAAAAUCAUCAGUUCCUCCAGGAGUGCUCCACCGGUGCGGACCCAUACCCGCCGACCAGCCCGGUGACAUACCGGCAAGUAAUCUCCUCCCAUCGCAACGUAUCCAGGAGACAAGCAUCCUGAGCAGCGGAGCAGGAUGAAGAACACCGUCGCUACAUUUCUGUUGCUGCUCAUCGCAGAGAAGGUGGCAUUAGCGGGAAGAACACGAACAGUGGAUGGAACCGAUUACGAAUGCAAGGAGGUGGAGGCUGUCUGCCCCGGCGAACUUAUAUUUACUGGGCUGGUCUGUGGAAGCAACAGCAUCACCUACCCAUCCAAGUGCGACCUUGUCCGGGAGGUGUGCACACGUGAUACGUAUCAGACGUUUGAAUUCAGCCACCUGGGGCCCUGCACAGAUGCUGACUGCCCAUCACACUGUAGGGGUGAGGGAUUCCACUAUGUCUGUGGUAUCACGGGAUGCAGGGAGCGCACGUUCAGAAACUUCUGCCACCUGAAGAAGGUCAGCUCGGCCUGCAAGCCAGAGCGCCGCAUUCCGCUGACUUUCUCCUAUAAGGGCUUCUGCCGCAACCCAGGUCGCAGGAUAUCAAACUGCACUGAUGUUGAAAUCAUGCAGCCCACAGACAAGGACCCAGCUGUGCAAACGGAAAUUCCAGAAGACAUCAAACUCCAAACUGAUGCUCCAAAAACACCUACUGAUGCUCCUCUUCCACUGACUGAAAAAGAAGCUGAACCCACCGCUUCUGUAGAAACUACUGAUACUCCAGUAAAGCCUACUGAUGCUCCAGUUAAACCAACCGAUGCUCCCGUUGAACCAACUAAUGCUCCUGUUGAACCUACUGCAGAUCCAGUCAAACCUACUGAUGCACCAGUUCAACCUACCCACAAAGCAGUUGAGCCUACUGAUGCUCCUGUAGAACCUACUGUAGCUUCCGUUGAACCAACUGAUGCUCCUGUUGAACCAACUUCAGUCCCAGUCGAGGCUACUGAUGCACCAGUUAAGCCAACUGAUGCUCCAGUUAAACCAACUGAUGCUCCAGUUGAACCUACUGCAGCUCCAGUCAAACCUACUGAUGAACCAGUUCAACCUACCGACAAAGCAGUUGAGCCUACUGAUGCUCCUGUUCAACCUACUGAAGCGCUAGUUGAACCAACUGAUGCUGCUGUUGAAACUACUGCAGCUCCAGUCGAACUUACUAAUGCACCAGUUCAACCUACCGACAAAGCAGUUGAGCCUACUGAUGCUCCUGUUCAACCUACUGCAGCUCCAGUCAAACCUACUGAUGCUCCCAUUGAACCAACUGAUGCUCCAGUCGAGGCUACUGCUGCACCAGUUAAGCCUACUGAUGCUCCAGUGAAACCUACUGAUGCCCCAGUUGAACCAACUGAUGCUGCUGUUGAACCUACUGCAGCUCCAGUCGAACCUACUGAUGCACCAGUUGAACCUACCGACAAAGCAGUUGAGCUUACUGAUGCUCCUGUUCAACCUACUGAAGCGCCAGUCGAGCCUACUGAUGCUGCUGUUGAACCUACUGCAGCUCCAGUCAAACCUACUGAUGCUCCCAUUGAACCAACUGAUGCUCCAGUUGAACCUACUGCAGCUCCAGUCGAGGCUACUGAUGCUCCAGUUAAGCAUACUGAUGCUCCAGUCAAACCUUCUGAUGCUGCUGUUGAACCAACUGAUGCUCUUGUUGAACCUACUGCAGCUCCAGUCGAGGCUACUGAUGCACCAGUUAAGCCUACUGAUACUCCAGUCAAACCUACUGAUGCUGCUGUUGAACCAACUGAUGCUCCUGUUGAAUCUACUACAGCUCCAGUCGAAUCUACUGAUGCUCGCAUUGAACCAACUGAUGCUCCUGUUGAACCUACUGCAGCUCCAGUUGAGGCUACUAAUGCACCAGUUAAGCCUACUGAUGCUCCAGUCAAACCUACUCCAGUCGAACCUACUAAUGCACCAGUUCAACCUACCGAUAAAGCAGUUGAGCCUACUGAUGCUCCUGUUCAACCUACUGAAGCGCCAGUCGAGCCUACUGAUGCUCCUGUUGAACCUACUGCAGCUGCAGUAGAACCUACUGAUGCACCAGUUCAAUCAACCGACAAAGCAGUUGAGCCCACUGAUCCUCCUACUGAUGGUAAGAAAGUUGAUACUAUGCAGACAACUCAAGGUCCAGUCCAAGCUACUGAUGCACCAGUUCAACCUACUGAAGCGCCACUCGAGCCUACUGAUGCUCCUGUUGAAUCUACUACAGCUCCAGUCGAAUCUACUGAUGCUCGCAUUGAACCAACUGAUGCUCCUGUUGAACCUACUGCAGCUCCAGUCGAGGCUUCUGAUGCACCAUUGAAGCCUACUGAUGCUCCAGAUGCUCCAGUGAAACCUACUGAUCCUGCUGUUGAACCUACUGCAGCCCCAGUCGAACCUACUGAUGCACCAGUUCAACCUACCGACAAAGCAGUCGAGGCCACUGAUGCACCAGUUAAGCCUACUGAUGCUCCAGUGAAACCUACUGAUGCCCCAGUUGAACCUACAGACAAAGCAGUUGAGCCCACUGAUGCUCCUGUUGAACCUACUGAAGCUCCAGUCGAGGCCACUGAUGCACCAGUUAAGCCUACUGAUGCUCCAGUGAAACCUACUGAUGCCCCAGUUGAACCAACUGAUGCUUCUGUUGAAUCUACUGCAGCUCCAUUCAAGGCUACUGAUGCACCAGUUAAGCCUACUGAUGCCCCAGUCAAACCUACUGAUGCUGCUGUUGAACCAACUGAUGCUCCUGUUGAACUUACUGAAGCUCCAGUCGAGGCUACUGAUGCACUAGUUAAGCAAACUGAUGCUCCAGUGAAACCUACUGAUGCGCCAGUCGAGCCUACUGAUGCUCCUGUUGAACCUACUGCAGCUGCAGUCGAACCUACUGAUGCACUCGUUCAGCCUACUGACGAAGCAGUUCAGCCUACUGAUGCCCCUGUUGAACCUACUGAUGGUCCUGUUGAGCCUACUGAAGCUCCCGUUGAGGCUACUGAUGCACCAGUCCAGGCUACUGAUGCACCAGUUAAUGAAGCUCCAGUCGAGGCUACUGAUGCACUAGUUAAGCAAACUGAUGCUCCAGUGAAACCUACUGAUGCGCCAGUCGAGCCUACUGAUGCUCCUGUUGAACCUACUGCAGCUGCAGUCGAACCUACUGAUGCACUCGUUCAGCCUACUGACGAAGCAGUUCAGCCUACUGAUUCCCCUGUUGAACCUACUGAUGGUCCUGUUGAGCCUACUGAAGCUCCCGUUGAGGCUACUGAUGCACCAGUCAAGGCUACUGAUGCACCAGUUAAGCCUACUGACGAAGCAGUUCAGCCUACUGAUGCCCCUGUUGAACCUAGUGAUGGUCCUGUUCAACCUACUGAAGCGCCAGUCGAGGCUACUGAUGCUCCUGUUGAACCUACUGCAGCUCAAGUCGAAUCUACUGAUGCACCCAUUCAACCUACUGACAAAGCAGUUCAGCCUACUGACGCUCCUGUUGAACCUACUGAUGCUCCCAUUGAACCAACUGAUUCUCCUGUUGAACCUACUGAAGCUCCAGUCGAGGCUACUGAUGCACCAGUUCAGCCUACUGAUGCUCCAGUGAAACCUACUGAUCCUGCUGUUGAACCUACUGCAGCCCCAGUCGAACCUACUGAUGCACCAAUUCAACCUACCGAUAAAGCAGUCGAGGCCACUGAUGCACCAGUUAAGCCUACUGAUGCUCCAGUGAAACCUACUGAUCUCCAGUAG